Messenger RNA from Amphimedon queenslandica, 1971 nucleotides. Its product is annotated as tripartite motif-containing protein 2-like. The transcript has 6 exons. Gene Ontology annotation, molecular function: zinc ion binding; protein binding. Bases 1 to 1971 code for a protein of 656 amino acids. The record is from RefSeq and is a predicted model, not a curated record. Lineage: Eukaryota; Metazoa; Porifera; Demospongiae; Haplosclerida; Niphatidae.
AUGGCAGAACACACCAGUCCAGAGUCUAUCACUAUGACUUGUGAGGUUUGUUCAGAGUAUUACACUGACCCCCUCAUGCUUCCCUGUCUUCACUCAUUCUGUAAGAAGUGUCUAAUAAAAGCUAAAGAGAAGCAAGGUAGUGCUGAUACCUCAUUAAAGUGUCUAACGUGUGACACUAGCGUUAAUUUACCUGAUGGUAAAAUUGAAGGCCUCACUCAAAACCUUUGGUUUGAACAUAAAUCAAGAGAGGCUUCAAUCAAAAAGAAGAUUCUUAGUAAAGAAGCAAUAUCUUGCGAUAAAUGUGAUGAUUCCAGUGAUGCAGCUGUCGUGUAUUGCUCUGAUUGUGGCCAGUUUCUGUGCGAUUAUUGUAAGAAAGGUCAUAAGCGAAACAAGAAAGAAGCCAGUCACAAGUUGAUUGGUCUAGAAACCAAGGAAUCUAUUGAACUGCCUGCUAUUAAUUACGAGUCACAAUUACCGGGCAAUUAUUACCUCGAUGAGGGUGAUACAGCACGUGAAGCAUUAAAGAAAAGUGUUGCUUUUUGUGGUGGAGUUAUUCCUCCAGUCACUGAAGCUAUAGCUAAUGGAGAGAAGAUGCUAGAGCAGAUAGCAACACGCAAAGAAGAAAUAAGAGAUGUAAUGAUUUUACUAGUAAAAACAGAAGAGAUUGCUAGUGCUAAGAGGAAUUCUGUCAGGAAGCAGUUGGAUGGGUUUCGUAAACUGGUAAAACAGGUAUCUCAUGGUCGUCAUCUUGCAUCAUCAGUGAGUGAGCGUACUGAUCCAGGUGAAGUUCUCAGUGUUAAGAAGCUAAUCACCAAUCAACUAGAGGAAUGCAUUGAAGAGUAUAAGAAACUACCUCUAGAAAUAGAAGAAAAUGAAGUGAUUUUUGAGCAGCUUGACCCAUCACUUUAUUCCAUUGAUAGUGGGUUAGCUAUUCCAUUGGCAUCAGUAAAGAAAGAAAGGAAAUUUAAAGUGGCUCUACCAGCAGGCAUUGAUAAAGCAGCAAGCUAUUUGAAGGCUUCCUUUAUCAAAAAAGAUGGUAGUAAAGAGGAGGGUAGAGUUAUAGUUAAUGAUAGCAACACAGCCAUUGUAUCAAGUACACCUCAAAGCAUCAAGAGACUAUACCAAUACCACACUAAGCAGAGAUCCUUUAAUGUGGGGAAUUUUGGUACUCGUGGUGUUGCUGUUCAUACUAAUGGUGAAGUAUUUGCUAGUAGUAAGGACGAAUUUGUUCAGGUAUUUAGUGAGGAUGGUACUGCAGUAAGAAAGAUUGGAUCUAAAGGUAAGUGUAAAGGACAGUUUGACAGGCCUUGGGGUGUAUUGCUGGUAGGAGACAGGCUCUAUGUGUCUGAUGAUAAUCUUCAUCGCGUGCAGUAUUUCUCAGCUACUACUGGUCAAUAUAUUGGUCAGUUUGGUAGUAAGGGUAAUGGAAAUGGACAAUUCUAUUAUCCUACUGGUAUGUCUACUGAUGGCAAUGGUAAUAUAUUAGUAGCUGAUUACUACAACAACAGGGUACAAGUAUUUAAAGAAGAUGGUACAUUUCUACAAGUUAUACAAUGUGAUGGAAGGGCAACUGAUGUAGCAGUUGAUAAUGAAGGGAAAAUACAAGUUACUAUUCAAAAUCAGAAUACUUCCACUCAUGUACAGACUGGAACUUGUCGAUGUGAUGUUCUUUGUGUCCUCUUUAAAGCAACCAUCUCCUCACUUCAAUAUCCUAGACUAUGUCUCCUUCUGUUCCUCCACGACUCGUUCCUCCUCAAAGUGGAAACUGAUCCACAAGUCAUCACCUUCCUCUUCUGGUAUAUCUUUGUAUCGGCUAAUGAUGGAGGUACCUAUUAUCUUCAUGUAUUGAGUCCUGACAGGAAACAAGUGAAAUUGAUCUCAAGAUUAUCUAAUCCAUGGGGUGUAGCAUUGGAUAAGGAUGGAUAUAUUUAUGUUGCUGAGUGUGGAAACAAUUGUAUAAUGAAAUAUUAA